Molecule: messenger RNA, 1698 nt
Organism: Vairimorpha ceranae
Lineage: Eukaryota; Fungi; Microsporidia; Nosematidae
Product: gamma-glutamyltransferase
Exons: 1
Coding region: 1-1698 (565 amino acids)
Biological process (GO): glutathione catabolic process
Cellular component (GO): plasma membrane; fungal-type vacuole
Molecular function (GO): glutathione gamma-glutamate hydrolase
Source: RefSeq, a predicted model, not a curated record
AUGAAAAAAACAAAUAAUCUAAUAUUUGAAAUGUUGUUGUUUUUAUUACUCAUCUUUUUACAAGUUGUACAGCUAACUUUCAACAAUCAAGAGUAUUAUACAAACUUCGCUGUAAGUUCUGAACUGCCACAGGCUUCUGAAAUUGGUCUAAAAUUACUAAAUCGGGGUGGGAAUGCAAUUGAUGCAGCUAUAGCCACUUGUAUAGCAGUAGGAAUCGUAAAUGCUUUCUCAUCAGGAUUGGGUGGAGGCGGUUUUGUGCUAAUCAAGAAAAAAGGACUAGACGAAGAACCUUUUAUGUUAGACUUUAGAGAAAGAGCGGGAGAAAACUUUAAAUUAAACGAAUAUAUUAACAAUAAAACAGCAAGUUCUUUGGGUGGUACAGCGGUUGGUGUACCAGCCGAAAUUAAAGGGCUAUUUCAUAUUCAUAAGAAAUUCGGUCGCUUACCAUGGAAAGAUCUUUUUAAAGAAUGUAUAGAACUUUGUAAGGGGUUUUCUGUUACAAAAGAGUUGGAGAAGCGGCUCAUUCGGCAUAAUUUUGAAAUUUUAAAGGAUCCUGGUUUACGUGAAAUUUAUAGUAAAAAUGGUCAGGUCUUAAAAGAAGGUGAUAUAGUUGUAAGAGAAAAUUAUAUGAGAACGUUAAAAAUUUUAGCAAAUAAUCCGAAUGAUUUUUAUCAAGGCGAGAUUGCAGAAGCAUUACUCGAGUCAAUAAACAAAAAUGGUGGUAAUAUAACAAAAAAGGAUUUUUUGAAUGUUAAGCCUAUACAAAGAACGGUUAUAGUCGAUAAAUUUAAAGAUUACAAAGUUUACGCUACCUCUUUACCAUCAUCCGGUGUUUUGGUUGUUGAAGCUUUAAAAUUACUAGAAUUUUUUGAUAUUAAAAAAAUUUUUGAAGAUUCAAAAAAAAAUAAUAGUUAUCAGCACAUCCAUAUUUUAGUCGAAAUUUUAAAGUUUGUAAUGGCAAGGAGAGGAGAACUUGGUGACCCUGAUUUUUUACCUAAUCAUGAGGAAGUGGUUAAACACUUAUUGAGUAAAGAAAACUUGACUAAUAUUUAUAAAAAAAUAGAUGUAAAUAGCACGUUAGGAUUUAAUCAAUAUAAUGUGGACAAAACCAAUGUUGUAGAUGGUGGUACAACCCAUAUUAAUGUUGUUGAUACUGAUGGUAUGAUUGUAAGUUUGACUAGUACAAUUAAUUUAGAAUGGGGUGCAAAGUUCAUGGAUCCUGUUACCGGUAUUAUCUUAAAUAAUCAGAUAGAUGAUUUUUAUUUUCCAAAAGAUCCUAAUGCAGACUUAUCCUCACCUAAUAUUGGAAAACCUGAGAAGAUACCUUUGAGUUCUGCGUCUCCCUUAAUUUUAGAAAAAGAUAACGAGCUAAUUGUUUUAGGAGCGGCUGGUGGAAUAAGAAUCCCUACAUCAAUAAUUGAAGUCGUUUUUUGGAUAUCUUUAGGAUUUUCGCUUCGAGAAGCCAUUGAAAAACCAAGGUUGCAUCAUCAACUUGAUCCGCAUGUAUUAUUUGUAGAGUAUUCUGAAAGUCCUGAUGUUAUUAAAUAUUUAGAAAAGCUUAAACAUACGGUUAAAAUUUCAGAGACUAAUUCAAUUUUUACGUCCGUACAAGGCAUACAGAUUAAUUAUCGUCUAUCAUCUAAGAAUAUUUAUGCAAUAUCUGAUCAUCGAAAAGGUGGACGUGCAGCGGGAUUAUAA